GCUCUUUUAUUACAGAAUUGGUUCACUACUUUCCAACUUGGCUUUGACCCUACCUAUUUACAGUUAUAUGUCUAUGACACUCAGCAGAAACUAUCUGAUCAAACGAAUGCAAUUCCUAAUUUCAGUCUUAAUCUUGCAACUAUUCAAUUGUUAAAAAAUAUACUUGACAAAGUAAAUUCUUACAUUAUCAACUUCUGUCAUAUUUCAAGACUAUCUACCAAAUCUAUUAGAAAUUUAGCUAUAAUUAUUCGAGCUAAUAUUCCUGAACUUGAUUUAAGAAUAUAUAACACAUCAACUGCUUCACAGGUAGCAGCAGUUUGGGUUGAUGAUGAAGUGCCUUCUAAUGUAAUUCAAAAAUGUGAUAUUGUAUUACAUACAAAUAUGGACCAAUUGAUUCACAUUUCUGAAUUUAAUGGAUGCUAUGAACCUUUAGCAUAUCCAAUUAUAUUUUCUUAUAGUGAACAAGGCUAUACUUGUGACAAUAAUGUUGAAAAUUCGGAUCUUGAUAAUGAAAUUAAUGAAGUUUCGAAUGACAAUGAUAACAACAAUUCAGAGCCAGAAACUAACCAAACUAGAAACAAUGAAAAUUCUAGU
Messenger RNA from Racocetra persica, 594 nucleotides. The record is from the annotation of a GenBank genome assembly. Lineage: Eukaryota; Fungi; Glomeromycota; Glomeromycetes; Diversisporales; Gigasporaceae.